GAGCCGUAACUGCACCGGCGUGGUGUGCCUCGGUCUGCGUGCAGUAUUCCAAGAAAGCGGAUGUAAUGUGGUCCACUUGCAAACGGUUUUGAUAGUGUGACGCUUGCCCUGUCCCGGCUUGUGUGGCCCUAAGAAUGGCAUUCCAAAGAGAAGUGGGAGUUUCCAGGAAGUAGCCAUAUUGGAUGUACCAGAGCCUCUUCAACUGUGUCACGGAGAGAGCGAAACGAAGUACCCCUUUCGCCCAGGCUGUUAAUAAAACACUCACACUCCGCAUAAUGGCUGCCACGGAUGUAGACAUAUUUUCCAGUGAAGAAAAGCGGAACUUGAGCCUGGGCGGCCAUGUUGGUUUUGACAGCCUUCCUGACCAGCUGGUCAGUAAAUCGGUGACACAGGGUUUCUGCUUCAACAUCCUCUGUGUGGGGGAAACGGGUAUUGGCAAGUCGACGUUAAUGAACACGCUUUUCAACACGACAUUCGAGAACGAGGAGGCCAGCCACUACCAGAAUGGGGUAUACCUGCGACCCAGAACAUAUGACCUGCAGGAGAGCAACGUCCACCUAAAGCUGACCAUUGUGGACACGGUUGGGUUUGGGGACCAGAUCAACAAAGAGGAGAGCUACAAACCCAUUGUGGACUACAUUGACACACAAUUUGAAAACUACCUUCAGGAAGAGUUGAAAAUCAAGCGCUCCCUAUUCAACUACCAUGACACGAGGAUUCACAUCUGCCUGUACUUCAUUGCUCCCACGGGACACUCUCUCAAAUCCCUGGAUUUGGUCACUAUGAAGAAGUUGGACAGCAAGGUGAACAUCAUCCCCAUCAUCGCCAAAGCCGACACAAUCUCCAAGAGCGAGCUGCACAAGUUCAAGAUCAAGAUAAUGAGCGAACUGGUCAGCAACGGCGUCCAGAUCUACCAGUUCCCCACAGACGAUGAGGCUGUGACGGAGAUCAACUCGUCGAUGAACGCCCACCUCCCCUUCGCCGUGGUGGGGAGCAUCGAGGAGGUGAAGGUGGGGAAUAAGAUGGUGAGGGCAAGGCAGUACCCCUGGGGAGUGGUGCAGGUGGAGAACGAGAGUCACUGUGAUUUCGUGAAGCUGCGGGAGAUGCUGAUCCGAGUGAACAUGGAGGACCUGCGGGAGCAGACACAUGCCCGCCACUAUGAGCUGUACCGCCGCUGCAAGCUGGAGGAGAUGGGCUUCAAGGACACGGACCCCGACAGCCAGCCCUUCAGUCUACAGGAGACGUACGAGGCCAAGAGGAAGGAGUUCCUGGGUGACCUGCAGCGUAAAGAGGAGGAGAUGAGGCAGAUGUUUGUGAACAAAGUGAAGGAGACGGAGGCGGAGCUGAAGGAGAAGGAGAGAGAGCUGCACGACAAAUUCGAGCAGCUGAAGCGGAUGCACCAGGAGGAGAAGCGCAAGGUGGAGGAGAAGAGGAGGGACCUGGAGGAGGAGAUGAACGCCUUCAACCGGAGGAAAGUGGCGGCCGAAACCCUGCAAGCACAGUCCCUACAGUCCUCGCAGCCGCUCAAGAAGGACAAGGAUAAGAAAAAUUAAUUUAUGGGCACUGCCACCCAGGCCGACCACGGAUUUGUCUUCCAUCACCAUAGCAACGUCAACUUGUUUUUUUUUUUUGUUUGCUUUCUUUUUUUACAUUCCUUCAUGACACUGUGUAAGUGGACCAAAGACACUGGGGGAGAGUAAGACACAGAAAAAAACAGAAAGAAAGAGAGAGACAGAGAGAUGCAUUGUGGGUCCUCAUUGGCUAAUGGGUUGAGAAAAAGGCCAUGCCCUUUUCUAGGUUCGAUCAUCUUUUCAGUAACGUGGAACUUUUUUUAAUCCAUUAUUUGAAAUUCUUGGAGACUUUUUUUGUCAAUGGCUCAUAGCGGCUGAUUGAGGAAAGAAGACAGCAAAACAGAAACAUUGGACUCUGAAAAGUCCUCCAUUAUUUGGUUAAUGGUACUAACAUUCAUGUCAACCUGUUCUUGGAGAGAUAACCCAGGUUGUCAAGUGCUGUACUGAAGGUAGAUUAGGUAACACUAAGUGGUGGUGUUUGGGAACAUGUUGGCAGUCUUUCUCAGUAUUCAAACGGUGUCUGAAAUCUGAGCCAGUCUGGGCAUGAAUGACUUCAUAUAUAGCAUUAACAGCAGUUCAGUAAGUACUUGUAUGUAUGUUAAUAAGUACAUAUACAUAAUUUCCACUGAAUAUGACCAGAAGACCAGUCGUAAGUCUACAAAAUAUGAAUUUCUUUUGGUGCUGUUUUUGUAUUAAUCCAGAUGUGUAUGUGUAUAUUUUAAGAGCUUACUUGCCUUUAGAAAUUAUGCAGAUAUACAAAUUACUUUGUCCUACAUUCCUAGUAGUUGUACACUAAGCAGUAUCACACAAUGCUGUAUGUAAGAGUCUUUGUAUAUACUUCAAGUCAUGGAUGUGAGAGAGGUGUUUGUCCACACAGCUGGGGUGACACAACCACUGAACAAAGUGCUUCGAUCUGCAUGUGGGGUUUUUUUUUGCUUUGCAGAGUGGGAAGGUAAACUGUGAAAGGGGAAGAGCUCAAUUCUCUUUCAUUGGAAAUAAAGUCAAAACCUCCCUUUGGAAGUGUCCCUCUGCAUCCCCUUGCUAUCUCACAGGCAUUCUAUGAUGUCAUUUCCUGUCUUCCUUGGUUCUUGAUGGAGCAAUAACUGCCCGCUCCCUAAAUGAUGAAAUACAUUACUUUGUCAUCCAUUUACACCUGUGAGUGUCUGUGGAUUGAGAAUGAGCAUUGGUCACAUUCUGUCCUCUACGACUUGGUAUAAUAUAUGAUUUAGUACCAUUGGAAGAAGAAAAAAGAAAUUAACAGCAACUAAACUGUGAAGCCAUUUGCUUUUUUCUUGUGAUGUUCCACUUGCUUGUGUUUUAAUUCAGUAUUCCUCAUGCAUAAAAAAGAAAAAAAAAAGUCAACAAAGGAAAAAAUACCCACACACUGAUAUUUAUCUCCUCAAAUUAAUUAUUUUGUUGUAAGUAAGUAAACACGGCAUUUUGAAACAAAGACUGGAAUGAAGAUCAGACUUUGGCUGAAAUGUUGUUCAUUUUCUCACAAUCAUGUAUUUUGGGAGCCACACAUCCCUAAGGGGGUUUUGUUGUAAUUGUGUGCCUAAUUGUUUAGGGCUAACUGUCUGCCUCACUGUAGUAUGGGUGUCUAGGAGAAACAAAGUCAUGUCAUUGGGCAGAACCACAAAUAUGUACUAUCCGUUUGGAGAGUGGAGGGCAGUUACAGUAUGCACACGAUGCAUCUAUGAUAGCUACCUUCACAUAUUAAAUGAA
Messenger RNA from Megalops cyprinoides (Indo-Pacific tarpon), 3296 nucleotides. RefSeq names its product septin-8-A. The record is from RefSeq and is a predicted model, not a curated record. Gene Ontology annotation, cellular component: microtubule cytoskeleton; septin complex; cell division site. The coding region runs from base 183 to 1553 and encodes 456 amino acids. Lineage: Eukaryota; Metazoa; Chordata; Actinopteri; Elopiformes; Megalopidae. The transcript has 10 exons. Gene Ontology annotation, biological process: cytoskeleton-dependent cytokinesis. Gene Ontology annotation, molecular function: molecular adaptor activity; GTP binding; GTPase activity.